This is a messenger RNA of Asterias rubens (European starfish), 20851 nucleotides long. RefSeq names its product neuroblast differentiation-associated protein AHNAK-like. Gene Ontology annotation, biological process: regulation of RNA splicing. NCBI's taxonomy places the organism in Eukaryota, Metazoa, Echinodermata, Asteroidea, Forcipulatida, Asteriidae. The transcript has 5 exons. Gene Ontology annotation, cellular component: nucleus; cytoplasm. The record is from RefSeq and is a predicted model, not a curated record. The coding region runs from base 215 to 20851 and encodes 6878 amino acids.
GAGUAUGGUUGGGAUACAGCCAUACCCACGCAUGCACUAAACUCCACUAAAACUGGUUAUACACUACACUGAGAACUGGUUCCAGAAAUGAGUACUUUGUCGUGAGCGCUGCAACUGCGGAUCCCGCUUCAACUUGAGUGAAUUUUGUUAUUCUCUUCUCGAAGAACUUUAAAUCGGAGAUUUUAGGUUAUCGAGUAAAAAGGAGGUCAUAAAGAUGGGAAACCAGGAAAGUGCUUCGGCUGGUUUACACGUUGAAGGGUCGGUGUCGGUCUCGGGGGCCGCUGAUGCCGGUGUCUCCGUGGAAAGCCAGGGCCAAGCCCAUGGACCGCCGUCACCGAAAAAAAGACGCCUGAGUUUUAAGGGGUUGCGAAAGGGAUCAUCAUUUCGACGGUCGUUUCGAAUUCGGCGGAGUGGACGGGACAAAAAAGCCAAAUCUAAGAAGGACGAUGGAAUUGAAAUGGAAGGGGGAGUGUCAGCCGAGAUAGGGGCCGGAGCUGCUGGAAAUGUGAAAGGUUCUGUGACAGGAAAACCGGUUGUUGACUUGAAUGUAGCUGCACCGCUUGCGACAGAUGAAACAGAAAACAUGGACCUAGAUGCUGAUGUUGAUAUUGGAGGAAACCUUGAUGUAGCUGGUGGAAUUGAUGCAGGUCUGGGAGGAAGUGCUGGCCUAUCGGCUGGCAUUCCAUCAGGAGCAUCUGCUGGAGUUGGUGCAAGUGGGGAUGUGCCAUCCACAGGAGCAAGCCUUGAUGUCUCUGCACCAGCCAUUAACCUGAAAGCAAAUGGAAAGAAACACAAAAAGCGACCAUCAUUCCCUAAAUUUAGAAAAAGGACACCUGCUGAAGCUGAACUAGAUGUUGAUGUUAACGCAGAGUUGCCCAAAGGUGAAGUAGAAAUUGGAGGAAAUGCUGAGUUGGGUGCUGGUUUGAAUGGACACAAAGGAUCAAAACAUCGAAGGCGAAAAAAGAAACCAGGAUUAAAAGUAUCAGGUGGACUUGGUGUUAACGGAGAUCACAGUAGUUCAAGCUCAUCUUCAGAAUCAGACAGUGAUGCUGAAAUUGACGUGAAGGUGCCUACUAUGUCUUUUGGUGGAGGAGCAGGCAUGAAUGUUGAUGGACCCAAAGCCGAUAUUUCCCUUAAAGCAGAUGCACCAGAUGCAAAAGGACAUUCUCCAAAGAAGGGUGGGUUCUUCUCAGGGAUUGCCAAGUUUUUCAGCGGAGACUCUGAUUCCGAGUCGGAUGAAGAGACCAAAAAAGUGAGGGUCUCAGGAAGUCUUCCCAAAGCAGAUGUAUCAUUGGAAGGGCCAGAUGUGAAUGUCGAAGGUGGUAUGGGGACCAGCCUCGAUGCUUCUGGUUCAGCCAGUCUGCCUGAAGGAGAUGCCAAAGUCAACAUCGGAGCUGGUGGCAAGCUUAAGGGAUCAUCAAGCAAAGGAAAGAAAGGACGCUUUAAGCUGCCAAAGAUUGGAAAGCCAAAGAUAAAUGGCAAUGCUGAUAUUGGUGGAGCAGUGGAAGUUCCCAAUGCUGAUCUUGCUGGAGUUGCUGGUUUUCAUGUUGAAGCACCCGAUGUUGUAGUAAAAGCUGACACUGACACUAAUGUUAAGACCAAAAAACCAGGCUUUGGAUUUGAUGCUCCUAAACUAGGUUGGUCUGAUCCAAGUGCUGGGGCUGGUGUCAGAGGUGGUAUUGAUGGUACGAUUUCAGGCCCAGAUGUGAAGUUAUCAACACCAGAUGCUUCUCUAGAUGUUGGAGGUGAUGUGAAAGCCCCAGGAUUUGGUGGCGGUUUUGGUGGAUCUGGUGGAUUUGGCCUCAAUGGAGAUACCAAUGGGCCCGAUUUUAAUGUUUCUGCACCAUCAGCAAACAUUGGAGGUGGAAUUAAGGCACCAGAUGCUUCACUUGGUACUGGUGGAGAGGCAAAGGGCCCUGAUUUUGGUGGAGGUUUUGGUGGAUCUGGUGGCAUUGGUUUGAAGGGAGACAUCAGCGGACCUGAUGUUGACGUAAAAGCACCAUCAUUGGACCUUGGAGGAGGAAUCGACUCUGGUGUAAAUGUGAAAGCCCCUGGAUUCGGUGGAGGUAUUGGUGGAUCUGGUGGAAUUGGCCUCAAUGGAGAUAUUAGUGGACCAUCAGUUAACGUUGGAGGAGGUGGAAUAAAAGCUCCAGAUGCUUCUCUUGAUGUUGGUGGAGAUGUGAAGGCCCCAGGAUUUGGUGGUGGAAUUGGUGGAGGAGUCAGUGGUGGAAUUGGUCGAGAUAUGGGACUUGGUUUUAAGGGAGACAUUUCAAGACCAGAUGUUGAUGUUGAUGUUGAAAGCCCAGAUUUUGGGGGAGGUAUUGGUGGAGCUGGUGGUUUUGGCUUGAAGGGAGAUGUUAAAGGACCCAAAAUUAAUGGAGGUGGAGGAUUUGGAGGUGGAAUAAAUGGACCAGAUGCUUCGCUUGGAGUCGGUGGUGAUGUUAAAGCCCCAGGUUUUGGCGGUGACAUUGAUGGAGCUGGUGGACUUGGCCUAAAAGGUGACAUUAACAGACCUGAUGUUGAUAUCUCUGGACCAUCUGUAAAUGUUGGAGGAAGUGGAGAUUUCGGAGGUGGAAUGAAGACACCAAAUGUUUCUCUAGGUGGUGGUGGAGAUGUGAAAGGUCCAGGAUUUGGGGGAGGCAUUGGAGGAGGAAUCGGUGGUGCUGGUGGACUUGGCCUGAAGGGAGAAAUUAACAAACCUGAUGUUGAUAUCUCUGGACCAUCAGUAGAUAUUGGUGGAGGUGGAGGAUUUGGAUUUGGAGGGGGAGUACAAGCACCAGAUGCUUCACUAGGUGUUAGUGGCGAUGUGAAAGGCCCAGAUUUUGAUGGUAAAUUUGGUGGCACCGGUGGACUUGGUCUCGGAGGAGGAGUGAAGGGUCCUAAUGUGAAUCUUGGAGGUGAUAUUGAAGUGAACGGGCCAGAACUUGAUGCUCCAAAUGUUGGCUUGGGUGGUGGUGCUGGUAUAAGUGGUGAUUUGCCUGAUGCUUCUGCAAAUGUUGAUCUGAGUGGAAAGAAAGAUAAGGGCGGCUUUCACUUCAGAUUACCAAAGUUCAAAUUCCCGUCAUUUGGGUCAUCAGAUGCUAAAGUAAAAGGAGAUUUAAAAGGUGGACCUCAAGGUGACAUUUCUGUGAAAGGACCGGAGGGAGGAUUAACUACUGAUGUUGACUUUGAUGUUGUUGGAGAUGCUGACAUUAAGUUACCGAAUGUUUCCGCUGACAUUGGUGGAGAUGAAGAUCUAGAUGUCAAAAAAUCUGUUGACCUUGAUGUAAAAGCAAAGAGUCCAAGUGGAGAUUUAUCCCUCACAGGACCAUCAGGUGGUAUAUCUGGCUCGGUUAAUGUUGAUGCCCCAGAUGUCUCAGCUGGAGGAGAUGUUGGUGGUUCAGGAAAGGGAAAGUUUAAACUGCCAAGUUUUGGAUUUCCUUCAUGGAAAGGAAAGGGUGAUGUUUCUGUUGAUGCUGAUGUGAAAAAGCCUGAUGUAGACAUUGACAUUGAUGGUCCGGGUGUCGGUGGAGGACUUAAAGCAGAUUUAGACGUUAGUGGUGAUGUUGAUGGGCCUGAUGUUGGUGCUAAGUUCAAGCUACCUGGAGGUUCUGUAGAUGGUGCUGGAUCAGUAGCUGCUGGAGGGAAUGUUGAUGCUAAUCUUGACAUGCCAAAAGCUUCUGGAGGUGUAUCUGGUUCCAUAGAUGUAGAUUCACCAGAAUUUGAUGCCAAGAUUAAAGGAGGUGGAAAGAAGAAGAAAGGAUUUCAAUUUCCACAUAUCAGCUUUCCUUCAUUUAAUUUCGGUGGAAAGGGCCCUAAAGUUGACACUCCCGAUUUUGAUGUAGAUGUUCAGGCAGGUGGUGCUGUAAAUAAACCAGAAGGUGAUAUUGGAAUCAAUGUUGGGGCUCCUGGAGUUGGGGCAGAUCUUUCAGGUGAUGCUGAUGUUAAUGUUCCAAAUGUUAAGGGAGGCGCUGGGUUUGGCUUUGGAGGUGAUAUCAAUGGGCCUGAUGUUGAUGCAAAGAUGAAAUUACCUGAAGGACCAGACUUUGAUGGCAAAGUUUCUGUUAAGAGUCCAGAUGUUGAUAUGGAUGGAAAACUAAAAGGACCAGAUGGAUCUAUUGGGUUGAAAGGCCCAGAGAUUGGAGGAUCAGGUGGAAUAAGUGGACCUAGCUUUGGGGGAGGCUUUGGCUUGAAAGGAGACAUUGAUGUUCCAAGUGUUGGUGGUUCUGUCGAUGUGGAUGGACCUGACCUAGGAGGAGUGAAGAAAGCAAUUGAUCUUGAUGUGAAAUCAUACAAGCCAGAUGCAGAUUUUUCUGUUGACGGACCUAGUGGAAAGCUGUCAUUGGGUGGUUCAGCAGAUGUUGACAUUCCCAAACCUGAAGGAGACAUUUCAGGCUCACUCGAUGUGAAUGCACCGGACGUGGAUAUCAAUUUGGAAGGAAAGGGCUCAGGGAAGCAUAAAUUCCGAUUUCCAAGUUUCAACCUCCCAAGCUUGCCAAAGUUCAAAGGCAAGGCCAAGGUGGAUGGUGAUCUUAACGGGCCAGAUGUUGAUAUUGAAGGUGGAGCAGGUGGAGAUAUCAAUUUGCCCAAAGGUGGUGCUUCUGUUGAUGGUGACAUUGAUGUGAACCUCCCUACUGGUGAUGCUAGUCUUGACGUGUCUGGGGAUUUACCAAAAGUCAAAGGAGAUAUUGAUGUGGACUCUCCAGAUCUUGAUGCUGACAUAAACCUUGGGGGCAAGGUCAAAGGUUCAAAGAAGAAAAGGGAUGGUUUCCAUUUGCCAUCAUUUAACUUUGGGUUUUCAGGCCCAAAGCACAAACGCAGGAAGGGGGAUGCAGAUGUUGACAUUGGGGGUGGACUUGAUAUUAAAGGGGGAGCAGGUGUUGAUAUUGAUGGAUCUGGUAGUAUUGAUGGUCCAAAUGUUCAUGGGAGCAUGGAGGUACCAAAAGGCUCCAUUGAAGUAUCUGGUCCAGAUAUAGGUGGCAAAGGUGGCAUCGGAGGUGAUAUUGGUGGAGGCAUCGAAGGUGGCAUUGGAGGUGAUAUUGAUGUCAAUGCCCCCAAACCAGAUGUUGAUCUUUCAGGGAAAGUUGGCGGUGGUGUUGAUGCAGAUGUGAAUUUGUCUCUGGAUGGUAAAAAGAAGAGUCACAAAAAGAAGAAAGGAGGUUUCCACUUUCCAUCAUUUGGAUUUGGUUUUAAAGGAAAAGGAGGUGAUAGUAGCUCAAGUGAUUCAGAUUCUGAUGAUGAAAAGGCUGGCUUCAAAAUGGGUGUUAAAGCUCCCAAGAUAAAAGGCGGAGUUGGAGGUGAAGUAAAAGGCCCUAAAGUUUCUGGGGACCUUGAUGGUCCUGGAAUUGAUGUUAAAGGUGGUGCUGCUGGUUUUGGUUUUGAAGGUCCAGAUCUUGGAGGAGUGAGAAAAGACAUUGAUAUUGAUGUGAAAGCACCUAAACCUGAGGGUGAUGUGUCUGUUAAUAUUCCCAGUGGAGGCAGCGGUGGAGGCAUCGGUGGAGGCAUUGGAAGUGGCAUUGGUGGUGGUUUCAAAGGGCCAAAUGUAAACUUGGAUGUUGGUGGUGGUGCUGGAGGAGAUGUAAAGCUGCCUGAAGGAGAUGCGUCACUGUCUAUUGAAGGACCAGAAUUUGGUGAUGGCAUCGGUGGAGGCAUCGGUGGAGGCAUUGGUGGAGGCAUUGGAGGUGGCAUUGGCGGUGGUUUCAAUGGACCAGAUGUAAACUUGGAUGUUGGUGGUGGUGCUGGAGGAGAUGUAGAGCUGCCUAAAGGAGAUGCGUCACUAUCUAUUGAAGGACCGGACAUUGGAGGAGGCAUUGGAGGUGGCAUAGGAGGUGGCAUUGGAGGUGGCAUUGGCGGUGGUUUCAAUGGGCCAGAUCUUGACGGUAAGGGUGAUGUUUCAGUGGAUAUUCCAAGUGGUAAACUUGCUGUUGAUGGGCCAGACAUUUCUGUUGGUGGUCAAGCCGGAGGAAACUUGGAACUACCAGAGGGAGAUGCUGACCUGUCCAUUAGUGGUCCUAACAUUGGAGGCAACAUUGACAUUGGCAGGAAAAAGAAAAGCCACAAAAAGAAAGGUUUCCAUUUACCCUCUUUUGGGUUUGGUGGUAAAAGCAAGGGAGAUGAUAGUAGCUCAAGUGACUCAGACUCUGACGAUGAAAAGAAGGGAAGCUUUGGUUUUGGCAUUAAAGGUCCAUCUAUCAAAUUAGAUGCUGAUGGUGGCAUUAAAGGCCCCGAGAUAUCUGGUGACAUAGAGGGGCCUGGUGUCGGAAUCCAAGGUGGUGCAGGCAUUGGGCUGGGAGUAUCUGGUGGCAUUGAAGGGCCAGAACUUGGAGGAGUGACAAAGGAAAUUGAUACGGAUGUGAAAGCACCCAAACCUGAGGGUGAUGUAUCUAUUAAUCUCCCAAGUGGUGAACUAUCAGUUGAUGGACCAGAUGUUGAUGCAGAUUUUAACUUGGGAGGAAAGCGCAAGGGGUCUGGCAAGAAAAAGGGCGGAUUCCAUAUGCCUUCAAUCCAUUUUCCUAAGGGCAAAGGGAAAGGACAUGCAGAUGUUGACAUGGAUGCAGGCUUGAACAUUGGAGGAGACAUUAAAGGCCCUGGUUUCUCUGGUCCAGAUGUGAACUUGGAUAUUGGUGGUGGUGCUGGAGGAGAUGUAAAGCUUCCAGAAGGAGAUGCGUCAUUGUCUAUUGAAGGACCAGAUAUUGGUGGUGGCAUCGGUGGAGGCAUCGGUGGAGGCAUUGGAGGUGGCAUUGGUGGUGGCAUCAGUGGCAUUGGUGGAGACAUUGAUGUUGAUGGAAAAGUUUCAAAACCGGACGCAGACGUAUCAAUUGGAGGUAGUGCUGACAUCCCAGAUGCAAGUCUGUCUCUAAGUGGGAAGAAGAAAGGUUCCAAAAAGAAAUCAGGAGGCUUUCAUCUUCCGUCAUUUGGUUUUGGAGGUAAAGGGAAAGGAGAUGACAGCAGUUCCAGUGAUUCUGACUCUGAUGGAGGUAAGGGUGGAUUUGGUUUUGGUAUCAAAGGUCCUAAAAUCAAAGGAGAUGCUGGUGGGAAAUUGAAAGGUCAUGAACACUCUGGAGACUUCGAAGGCCCUGCGGUUGAUGUGAAGGGUGGUGGUGGAAUCGGGUUUGGAAUUUCAGGAGGAAUUGAUCCUGAUGUGAAGUUACCUGGAGGUUCCAUCGAAGUAGAGGGUCCAGAACUUGGAGGAGUGAAAAAGGAAAUUGAUAUUGAUGUGAAAGCACCCAAACCUGAGGGUGAUGUAUCUAUUAAUCUCCCAAGUGGUGACCUGUCGGUUGAUGGACCAGAUGUUGAUGCAGAUUUUAACUUGGGAGGAAAGCGCAAGGGGUCUGGCAAGAAAAAGGGCGGAUUCCAUAUGCCUUCAAUCCAUUUUCCAAAGGGCAAAGGGAAAGGACAUGCUGAUGUUGACAUUGAUGCAGGCUUGAACAUUGGAGGAGACAUUAAAGGCCCUGGUUUCUCUGGUCCAGAUGUGAACUUGGAUAUUGGUUGUGGUGCUGGAGGAGAUGUAAAGCUGCCUGAAGGAGAUGCGUCACUGUCUAUUGAAGGACCAGAUAUUGGUGGUGGCAUCGGUGGGGGCAUCGGUGGAGGCAUCGGUGGAGGCAUUGGAGGUGGAAUUGGUGGUGGCAUUGGUGGUGGCAUUGGUGGUGGCAUUGGUGGAGACAUUGAUGUUGAUGGAAAAGUUUCAAAACCGGACGCAGACAUAUCAAUUGGAGGUAGUGCUGACAUCCCAGAUGCAAGUCUGUCUCUAAGUGGGAAGAAGAAAGGUUCCAAAAAGAAAUCAGGAGGCUUUCAUCUUCCGUCAUUUGGUUUUGGAGGUAAAGGGAAAGGAGAUGACAGCAGUUCCAGUGAUUCUGACUCUGAUGGAGGUAAGGGUGGUUUUGGUUUUGGUAUCAAAGGUCCUAAAAUCAAAGGAGACGCUGGUGGGAAAUUGAAGGGUCCUGAAUACUCUGGAGACUUGGAAGGCCCUGAUGUUGAUGUGAAGGGUGGUGGUGGAAUCAGGUUUGGAAUUUCAGGAGGAAUUGAUCCUGAUGUGAAGUUACCUGGAGGUUCCAUCGAAGUAGAGGGUCCAGAACUUGGAGGAGUGAAAAAGGAAAUUGAUAUUGAUGUGAAAGCACCCAAACCUGAGGGUGAUGUAUCUAUUAAUCUCCCAAGUGGUGACCUGUCGGUUGAUGGACCAGAUGUUGAUGCAGAUUUUAACUUGGGAGGAAAGCGCAAGGGGUCUGGCAAGAAAAAGGGCAGAUUUCAUAUGCCCUCAAUCCAUUUUCCAAUGGGAAAAGGGAAAGGCCACGCAGAUGCUGACAUUGAUGCAGGCUUGAACAUUGGAGGAGACAUUAAAGGCCCUGGUUUCUCUGGUCCAGAUGUGAACUUGGAUAUUGGUGGUGGUGCUGGAGGAGAUGUAAAGCUGCCUGAAGGAGAUGCGUCACUGUCUAUUGAAGGACCAGAUAUUGGUGGUGGCAUUGGUGGAGGCAUCGGUGGAGGCAUUGGUGGUGGCAUUGGUGCAGACAUUGAUGUUGAAGGAAAAGUUUCAAAACCAGAUGCAGACAUAUCAAUUGGAGGUAGUGCUGACAUCCCAGAUGCAAGUCUGUCUCUAAGUGGAAAGAAAAAAAGCCCAAAGAAGAAGAAAGGAGGUUUCCAGAUCCAUCUUCCAUCUUUUGGUUUUGGAGGUAAAGGGAAAGGAGAUGACAGCAGUUCCAGUGAUUCUGACUCUGAUGGAGGUAAGGGUGGUUUUGGUAUCAAAGGUCCUAAAAUCAAAGGAGAUGCUGGUGGGAAAUUGAAGGGUCCUGAAUACUCUGGAGACUUGGAAGGCCCUGAUGUUGAUGUGAAGGGUGGUGGUGGUAUCGGGUUUGGAAUUUCUGGAGGAAUUGAUCCUAAUGUGAAGUUACCUGCAGGCUCCAUCGAAGUAGAGGGUCCAGAACUUGGAGGAGUGAAAAAGGAAAUUGAUAUUGAUGUGAAAGCACCCAAACCUGAGGCUGAUGUAUCUAUUAAUCUCCCAAGUGGUGACCUAUCAGUUGAUGGACCAGAUGUUGAUGCAGAUUUUAACCUGGGAGGAAAGCGCAAGGGGUCUGGCAAGAAAAAGGGCGGAUUCCAUAUGCCUUCAAUCCAUUUUCCAAAGGGAAAAGGGAAAGGCCAUGCAGAUGCUGACAUUGAUGCAGGCUUGAACAUUGGAGGAGACAUUAAAGGCCCUGGUUUCUCUGGUACAGAUGUGAACUUGGAUAUUGGUGGUGGUGCUGGAGGAGAUGUAAAGCUUCCAGAAGGAGAUGCGUCAUUGUCUAUUGGAGGACCAGAUAUUGGUGGUGGCAUUGGAGGUGGCAUUGGAGGAGGCAUUGGAGGUGGCAUUGGUGGUGGCAUUGGUGGAGACAUUGAUGUUGAUGGAAAAGUUUCAAAACCGGAUGCAGACAUAUCACUUGGAGGUAGUGCUGACAUCCCAGAUGCAAGUCUGUCUCUAAAUGGAAAGAACAAAGGAUCCAAAAAGAAAUCGGGAGGCUUUCAUCUUCCGUCAUUUGGUUUUGGAGGUAAAGGGAAGGGAGAUCACAGCAGUUCCAGUGAUUCUGACUCUGAUGGAGGUAAGGGUGGUUUUGGUUUUGGUAUCAAAGGUCCUAAAAUCAAAGGAGACGCUGGUGGGAAAUUGAAGGGUCCUGAAAUUUCUGGAGACUUCGAAGGCCCUGAUGUUGAUGUGAAGGGUGGUGGUGGAAUUGGGUUUGGAAUCAUUGGAGGAGUUGAUCCUGAUGUAAAGAUACCUGGAGGCUCCAUCGAAGUAGAGGGUCCAGAACUAGGAGGAGUGAAAAAGGAAAUUGAUAUUGAUGUGAAAGCACCUAAACCUGAGGGUGAUGUUUCUAUUAAUCUCCCAAGUGGUGACCUGUCGGUUGAUGGACCAGAUGUUGAUGCAGAUUUUAACUUGGGAGGAAAGCGCAAGGGGUCUGGCAAGAAAAAAGGCAGAUUCCAUAUGCCCUCAAUCCAUUUUCCAAAGGGAAAAGGGAAAGGCCAUGCAGAUGCUGACAUUGGUGCGGGCUUGAACAUUGGAGGAGACAUUAAAGGCCCUGGUUUUUCUGGUCCAAAUGUUAACUUGGAUAUUGGUGGUGGUGCUAGAGAAGAUGUUAAGCUGCCUGAAGGAGAUGCCUCACUGUCUAUUGAAGGACCAGAUAUUGGUGGUGGCAUUGGAGGUGGCAUCGGUGGAAGCAUUGGUGGAGACAUUGAUGUGAAACCAACCAAAACAGGUAGUGAAAUUGGUGUUGAUUUUCCAAGUGGUAAGAUUUCUGUGGAUGGUCCAGAUGCUUCCCUUGAUGUAGACGGCCCAGAAAUUGAUGCAAACCUCAGCUUGAAUGGAAAGGGCAACGGUUCCAGUAAAAAGAAGAAGGGAUUCCACAUGCCAUCAAUUGGAUUACCAAAAUUUAAAGGUAAAGGAGAUUAUGAUUUGGGUCAUGGAGACAUAGAUGUUGGAGCUGAAGGAAAAUUCAAACACACUGGUGGAAGUGUUGGCAUGUCGCUUGAGGGUGAUGUACAAAAGCCAGAUGCAGAUGUUUCAAUUGACAUUCCAGAUGGACAGAAGGCUCAAGGUGAUAUAGAUAUUAAAGGUGGGAUUAAGCUGAAAGGUAAAGGCAGCCCAAAGAAAAAGGGCAAGAAAGACAAAAAGAAGGGUAAAUUCGGAUUUGGAUUUGGAUUUGGAGGCAAAAAAGAUGGAUCUUCUUCUUCCUCUUCCUCUUCUUCCGAUGAUGAGGGAAAAGGUGGAUUCAAGAUUGGUCUUCCUAAAUUUGGAUUAUCAAGUGGUGGUGGUGGCACUGCAGAUGUUGAUGUUCCUAAACCAGAUGGUUCAUUCUCUGCAGGACUUGAUGUCGGUGGUGACUUGGGUGAAGUUAAACCAAAUGUAGAUAUGAGCGUCAAAUCAGCCAAACCAGAUGGUGACAUCUCAUUUGGUGGAGGAAUUGGAGGUGGUAUUGGUGGGACAAUCAAUGGAGUUGGAGGAGACAUGAAUGCAAGCCUGGGAGGUAGAGACAUUGAUGUUGAUGUUUCUGGUGGAGGAGUUGGAAUUGGCGGAGGACUUAAUGGAGCAGGUGGUCUAGGAGGUGGUCUAGGAGGAGGAAACAUUGAUGUUUAUGUCCCAAAACCAGACCUCUCUGUUGGUGGAGGAUUAGAUGGUGGUGGAGGAGGACUUAGCAUUGGUGGUGGUCUUGGUGGAGCAGGUGGCCUUUCCGGUGGUCUAGGAGGAGGCGGCAUCGAUGUUGAUGUACCUAAACCAGAUCUCUCUGUUGGUGGAGAUUUGGAUGCUGGUGGCGGAAAAGGAUUUGGAGUUGGUGGAGGCCUUGCUGGAGCAGAUGUUGACCUGAAAGGUGGAAUUAAGCUGAAAGGUAAAGGAAGCCCAAAGAAAAAGAGCAAGAAAGAAAAAAAGAAGGGUAAAUUCGGAUUUGGAUUCGGUUUUGGAGGCAAAAAAAAUGGAUCUUCUUCUUCUUCCUCUUCCUCUUCUUCUGAUGAUGAAGGAAAAGGUGGACUCAAGAUUGGUCUUCCUAAGUUUGGAUUAUCAAGUGGUGGUGGUGGGACUGCAGAUGUUGACGUUCCCAAACCUGAUGGUUCAUUCUCAGCAGGAUUUGAUGUCGGUGGUGAUUUGGGUGAAGUGAAACCAAACGUAGAUAUGAGCGUGAAAUCAGCCAAACCAGACGCCGGCAUCUCAUUUGGUGGAGGAAUUGGAAUUGGUGGAGGCCUUGGUGGAGCAGGUGGCCUUUCAGGUGGUCUAGGAGGAGGAAGCAUCGAUGUUGACGUACCUAAACCAGACCUCUCUGUUGGUGGAGGAUUGGAUGCUGGUGGCGAAGGAGGAAUUGGAAUUGGUGGAGGCCUUGGUGGUGCUGGUGGCCUUUCAGGUGGUCUAGGGGGAGGAAGCGUCGAUGUUGAUGUACCUAAACCAGAUCUAUCUGUUGGUGGAGGCCUUGAUGCUGGUGGUGGAGGAGGAUUUGGAAUUGGUGGAGGCCUUGGUGGAGCAGAUGGCCUUUCAGGUGGUGUUGGAGGAGGAAGCAUCGAUGUUGAUGUACCUAAACCAGAUCUAUCUGUUGGUGGAGGCCUUGAUGCUGGUGGUGGAGGAGGAUUUGGAAUUGGUGGAGGCCUUGGUGGAGCAGGUGGCCUUUCAGGUGGUCUUUCAGGUGGUCUUGGAGGAAGAAGCAUUGAUGUUGAUGUACCUAAACCAGAUCUCUCUGUUGGUGGAGGAUUAAAUGCUGGUGGCGGAGGACUUGGCAUUGGUGGGGGGCUUGGUGGAGCAGGUGGCCUUUCAGGUGGUCUUGGAGGAGGAAGCGUUGAUGUUGAUGUACCUAAACCGGAUCUAUCUGUUGGUGGAGGCCUUGAUGCUGGUGGUGGAGGAGGAUUUGGAAUUGGUGGAGGCCUUGGUGGAGCAGGUGGCCUUUCAGGUGGUCUAGGAGGAGGAAGUAUUGAUGUUGAUGUACCUAAACCAGACCUUUCUGUUGGUGGAGGAUUAGAUGCUGGAGGUGGAGGAGGAUUAAGAAUUGGUGGAGCAGGUGGCCUUUCAGGUGGUCUUGGAGGAGGAAGCAUUGAUGUUGAUGUACCUAAACCAGACCUCUCUGUUGGUGGAGGAUUGGAUGCUGGUGGUGGAGGAGGAUUUGGAAUUGGUGGAGGCCUUGGUGGAGCAGUUGACCUUUCAGGUGGUCUUGGAGGAGGAAGCAUUGAUGUUGAUGUACCUAAACCAGAUCUCUCUGUUGGUGGAGGAUUGAAUGCUGGUGGCGGAGGACUUGGCAUUGGUGGGGGGCUUGGUGGAGCUGGUGACCUUUCAGGAAGCAUUGAUGUUGAUGUACCUAAACCAGACCUUUCUGUUGGUGGAGCAUUAGAUGCUGGAGGUGGAGGAGGAUUAGGAAUUGGUGGAGCAGGUGGCCUUUCAGGUGGUCUUGGAGGAGGAAGCAUUGAUGUUGAUGUACCUGAACCAGAUUUCUCUGUUGGUGGUGGUAUGGAUACUGGUGGUGGAGGACUUGGCAUUGGUGGAGGAAUUGGUGGAGUACGUGGAGUUUCAGGUGGUCUCGGAGGAGGAGUGGAUAUUCCAAGUGGACCAGAUGUCGAUGUUAAAGGUGGAAUUAAGCUGAAAGGUAAAGGCAGCCCAAAGAAAAAGAGUAAGAAAGACAAAAAGAAGGGUAAAUUCGGAUUGGGAUUCGGAUUAGGAGGCAAAAAAGAUGGAUCUUCUUCUUCUUCCUCUUCCUCUUCCUCUUCUUCUGAUGAUGAAGGAAAAGGUGGAUUCAAGAUUGGUCUUCCUAAGUUUGGAUUAUCAAGUGGUGGUGGUGGCGGCACUGCAGAUGUUGAUGUUCCCAAACCAGAUGGUUCAUUCUCAGCAGGACUUGAUGUCGUUGGUGAUUUGGGUGAAGUCAAACCAAAUGUAGAUAUGAGCGUGAAAUCAGCCAAACCAGAUGCCGGCAUCUCAUUUGGUGGAGGAUUUGGUGGUGGCAUUGGUGGGGGAGACAUCGAUGUCGAUGUUCCUGGUGGAGGAAUUGGAAUUGGUGGAGGCCUUGGUGGUGCUGGUGGGCUUUCAGGUGGUCUAGGAGGAGGGAGCAUCGAUGUUGACGUACCUAAACCAGACCUCUCUGUUGGUGGAGGAUUGGAUGCUGGUGGCGAAGGAGGACUGGGCAUUAGUGGGGGGCUUGGUGGAGCAGGUGGCCUUUCAGGUGGUCUAGGAGGAGGAAGCAUUAAUGUUGAUGUACCAAAACCAGAUCUCUCUGUUGGUGGAGGAUUAAAUGCUGGUGGCGGAGGACUUGGCAUUGGUGGAGGCCUUGGUGGUGCUGGUGGGCUUUCAGUUGGUCUAGGAGGAGGAAGCAUCGAUGUUGACGUACCUAAACCAGACCUCUCUGUUGGUGGAGGAUUGGAUGCUGGUGGCGGAGGAGGAAUUGGAAUUGGUGGAGGCUUUGGUGGUGCUGGUGGCCUUUUAGGUGGUCUAGGAGGAGGAAACAUCGAUGUUGAUGUGCCUAAACCAGACCUCUCUGUUGGUGGAGGAUUGGAUGCUGGUGGUGGAGGAGGAUUUGGAAUUGGUGGAGGCCCUGGUGGAGCAGGUGGUCUUUCAGGUAGUCUUGGAGGAGGAAGCAUUGAUGUUGAUGUACCUAAACCAGAUCUAUCUGUUGGUGGAGGAUUGGAUGCUGGCGGCGGAGGAGGAUUUGAAAUUGGUGGAGGCCUUGGUGGAGCAGGUGGACUUUCCGGUGGUCUUGGAGGAGGAAGCAUUGAUGUUGAUGUACCUAAACCAGAUCUAUCUGUUGGUGGAGGAUUGGAUGGUGGUGACGGAGGAGGAUUUGGAAUUGGUGGAGGCCUUGGUGGACUUUCAGGUGGUCUUGGAGGAGGAAGCAUUGAUGUUGAUGUACCUAAACCUGACCUUUCUGUUGGUGGAGGAUUGGAUGCUGGCGGCGGAGGAGGAUUUGAAAUUGGUGGAGGCCUUGGUGGAGCAGGUGGACUUUCCGGUGGUCUUGGAGGAGGAAGCAUUGAUGUUGAUGUACCUAAACCAGAUCUAUCUGUUGGUGGAGGAUUGGAUGGUGGUGACGGAGGAGGAUUUGGAAUUGGUGGAGGCCUUGGUGGACUUUCAGGUGGUCUUGGAGGAGGAAGCAUUGAUGUUGAUGUACCUAAACCUGACCUUUCUGUUGGUGGAGGAUUGGAUGCUGGUGGCGGAGGAUUUGGAAUUGGUGGGGGCCUUUGUGGAGCUGGUGGCCUUUCAGGUGGUCUUGGAGGAGGAAGUAUCGAUGUUGACGUACCUAAACCAGAUCUCUCUGUUGGCGAAGGAGGAAUUGGAAUUGGUGGAGGCCUUGGUGGAGCAGUUGGCCUUUCAGGUGGUCUAGGAGGAGGAAGUAUUGAUGUUGACGUUCCUAAACCAGACCCCUCUGUUGGUGGAGGAUUGGAUGCUAAAUUGAAAGUUAAAAAGCCAAAAAAGAAGAAAGGCAAGUUUGGUUUUGGUUUUGGUGGCAAGUCAAGUGGUACGUCCAGUAGCAGCUCUAGUUCCAGUUCAUCAGAGUCCGACGAUGAGGAGAAGAAGGGAUUUAAAGUUAAAUUACCAAGCUUUGGAUUUUCUGGAAGUGGGGGAACUGGUCUUGAUGUAGAUAUGCAUAGUGCUGAAGUCAACGUUGGCGGAGAUGCAUCUGCAACAGGUCAGGAUGUUAUGAUAGAUGGAGGCUUAAGCAGUAGUAUCAAAGGUGACAUAGCUGGAGACAUUGUCAGUCCUGAUCUUGAUGUUAAUGUGAAAACAGAAAAACCUGAUCCAUCUUUAUCAUUUGAAGGACAACAGUUAAGUAUCGGUGGCACUGCUGGAAGCAUGGAUGGUGAUCUAUCAGGAGGGGCCCAACUUGAAGGAGCUUCUGGAUUAGAUGGAAAAAUUGAUAGUUCUGGAGACAUAGGUGUUGAUGUUAAAGGAGGUCUUGGUGCAGGAGUAUCUGGAGGGGUUGAUGUUGAGGUUCCUAAACUAUCAGGUUCUGCUGGGGCUACAGGUAAAGCUAAGCGCAAAAAGAGAAAUAAGAAAAAGAAAAAUGCCGCUGCGGGGUCAUCAGUUGAUGGUGUUGCUGUAAGUACCCCAAGUGUUGAUAUCGGAGGUGGAGCUGAAGUUGAUGUUGACAUGGCCGUUGCUUCUUCUGGAGGACUUUCUGUACAACUACCAGAAAUUGGUGGAGAAAUGUCGGGAUCAGUCGCAGGCAACGCUGAUGUUGAUACCAGCGCUAAAGCUAAAGAAAGCCCCAAAAAGAAAAAGAAGGAAAAGAAAGGAUUCUUUGGCUCAAUAGGAUUCUCCAAAGAUUCAAGUUCAAGCUCGAGCUCUAGCUCAAGCUCAAGCUCUAGUUCAUCAUCAGAUGAGGAGGGCAUUGGCUCUAAAAUAUUAGCCACAUUUGGAUUUGGCAAAAAGGACUCAAGUGACUCAGAUAACCCCAACUCGAACAAUAACAAUAGUACACGACUGGCGGAAGCAGCUGAAGCUGACACAAGAUACAGUGAAACAGAACUCAAUGUGAAUAACAAUGCAAAUGGAGAUGACAAAGCAGAGAACGCAGAUGAUUCAUCCAAAGAACAUUCCCACACAAGAAGCAAGAAGACUUUUGGGAGAAUAUUCAACCGGAAACAUCGACAACAUAUUGUAGAAAUACCCGACGAAGGAGGAGAGACAGAAGAUAAUGCAGGAAAGGGAGCCCAUGGAAGUGCAUCAACUGUGCAAGAUAACAGCAUGUUGUCCAACAAGGGUGCUAUUCUACAUACGCCUCAAACAAACACACUGUCCAAAUCUGAGAGCUACAAAGAAGGCAAGGUGGGAACAUUAGGCAAGCUCUUUGGAAAGAAAAAAAGCAAGAAAAGUCCAGGUGUAUCAAAAGACAGCAGGGCCAUUUCUCCACCACCACCACCAUCAAGAGUUGACAGCUUCUCUGCCAGUAGUAGUGCAAGUGUAGAUAUGUCUGAUGGUAGUGUAGUCUAUUCUCCUGCUGAAUUUCUUCCAGUUGCUAGGGCUUCUGUAGAUAGUACUUCUACCAGUUCCUCAAAGUCUGGUCAUAAAAAACGUCAUGCCCCAGCCCCACCUACAUUAAAGGUUUGCACACAAGAAAGUUUAUAUAAAGAUGGUAUUCCAGAGUCACCAAUGUCAGAGAAAUCCUUUCGAUCAUUUUCAUCCUCAUCUUCAUUAGGAACACCUCCUGUUCAGCCACAUAAAGGUUUAUACAACAGCCUUCCUGUCAGUAGUGAAUAUAUGAAAAGAGGAAGUGCAUCUUCACUCCCUGAUUUUAACCCUCACAAGAGAGAUUAUCAGAUACAAGCUGCUUCUUUGGAAAAGAGCCGGCUUCAAAUUCCCUCUCCAACAUCAACCUCCCAUAUAUUAGCUGAACGAGGGAUAAUCUAUGCCAGCAUUGAAGACCUGAGUACUGUAGCUGAAGCUGUCAAAGAAUUGCCUCUACCACCAGGUGCUCCUCCUCCUAAACCAAAACGUCUCUCUGCAUCACCAGAUGUUCUUGAAGAAAUGCUUGAAGAAAUUGAAGCAGACCCAAAAAUGUCUCUUUCUUUAGUAGAUGAAGGGAGUGAGCAUACUCAUGAAGAAAUUGUAGCCUCCAAACAAGAACCUGUUGAGAUUGCCAGUAACCAACAAGCUUCAGACUUGAAAGUCACAAUCUCAGAUAACUCAAAAGAAGAUGCAUGUCUUGAAGAACAGAAGGUCCCAGAACAGGAUUUCAAGCAAUUGUACUUGUUUGAUAUGUUAGCACCUCAUUUAGAAACAAAUGACGUGGAGGAAACAGAGACAACAGUUGACAUUAAAGUGGAAGUCAAGCAAUCGAUGCAUGAUACUGUGUCUGUAACACCACAAGGUUCUGGAUCUAAAGACCAUGUUGAGGCUCUACCUCCACCUGCAAGAACUGAGGAUUCUUCGUCUGAUCUUAUCAAACAAAGGACUGACUUUUCUCCAAGCGGCCGUUCUACUUCUUCAUCUGAUCUUAUCAAACAAAAGACUGAUUCUCCUUCCAGUGACAGUUCUACACAUGCUGAGGCUGAACAAAUUCCUAUCGUUGAAGAUUCUAUAAAACCUAUGGGUUCUGAGUUGAAGUUGGCACCGCCUAUUCAGAACUAUGAAAAAGUACAUGGAGGUGAGAUGAAUAAGACCUUAGAGUCAAGCACAACUAUUAUUGUUUCUCAUGGUAGAGAAACAUCUGCAAGUCCUGCAACCCUGCCAUCUGGAAGUGAACAUGUACCGUCCUCACCAACGGACUUCUCUGCUUGUAAAGAGAUACCAAUGGUUCCUGAUUAUUCUGCAGUGAGACAAAUGGCCAAAGAAGCAAUUAGUUCAAAUCACGAACGUGCAUCUGAGAUCAAAGCAAUUUUGAAACGGUCCAUGGCAAGAAUGAUGGGGGUGGAACUCCCAGCAGAAUCAGUUUUUAAAAAUGAGACCGUUGCAGAUGAUGUUGGAAGUGAUAAUGAAACAAAGGAGAUUGAGAUAAUUUCUUCAUCUGUUGCUGCUGAAACAGAGAAUUGUAAGAUAGAAGGUUCUGCUGAUAAGGCAGAGGAACCAACAAGUUUAGUGGAAGAGACUGUGUCUCCAACUGUUACUGAUUCUACAUCCAAGAGUCUAAUAGAGGAGUUUGAGAGUCCAAGUGAGGAUAUAAACUCCAACAAAGUAGUUCCAGGAAUUGAAACUAAAGAUGAGAUCUUUAUUAGGUCAGACACGGAAGACAAAACCUUUGCCACUCCUUGUGUUACUAGACCUUGCGAAAAGGAAGAAAGUGUAACAGACGACACAUUGGUAAAAAAGUCCUUCUUAGAUGAUGCCGUGUAUGAAAUAAAACCAGAGAGAAUGUCGCUGACAAGGUCAAGCUCAUUUGAGAAGAAAAAAACAAACGAUUUUCAGCCACUAUCCAAUCUAGCUAGAUCAAAAUCAUUUGGAGCAGAAGAAUGGCAGAGUAAGAUUUCCAGUCAUCAGAAAAAUGAAAAGGAACAUAUUGACACUUUCAGUUUUGCGCACGCUGAUCCUAAAGAUGAACUGAAAAAACUUGCUUCGUUGAGCGUGGUGAGAGCAGCAAGAGAAAAGUUUGGUGGUACACUUUCCAAUAAGGAAAGUCCUAAGAAACGACCUGUUUAUUCUGAGAAGCUGGUCUUUUCCCAAAAGUCAUCUCAAAACCUAUCGACAAGCAAUGCAGAAGAAAAAAACAACUUUGAGUUUGUGGAAGCUCAGAAAAGUCUCAAGAAAUGUCCAACUCCUUAUGAAGAGCCACUUAUUUAUCAACACAAUACUACUGUGGAGGCAUCGUUGUCUACUAAGGAUUCUUUGACUGAGGUACCACAGCAUAGCGUGCCAGCAAAGAUUACCACCAGUUCAGUCCACAGAGUUGCAACGCGUCAAGUUUCCUCAGAUAAAUCGCUAACUUUUGGUGGUGUUGGAAGGGUUAUGUAUCAGAGUAAAGCAAUGACCUGGAAAAAGUCCACAGAGAGAGUCCAGAAGAAAGAAGUACCCGUGAGGAAAAAUUAUACAGAUGAUAGUUCUUCAAUUGUAUCUACUGUCAGCUCAUGGAAAGUAAAAAGAACCAAGAGGAAAAGUGUGGUAGAGAAUGAGUAUGAUACUGGUGUAAAAGAAAGGGGUAUCAGCAGCGAAAACAUUGCAGUUGUGUCUCCGCAAAUUGUCAGUCCUGAAAUAGUUGACAGUGGAUCUGAAGCUGUGGUUGUGAAGGAAACGUUUGACAAGAAUGUCAAAGAUAUAGAAACAGACAUGAAGUCAGAAAAUGUGGAGAGAAAGGUUGAAGCCGAGCAGGAAAAUGAGGUGCAUCAGGUUCAAGUCAAGGAUGAGGCCCAAAUUGCCCAGACACAAUCCGAAUGUAAAAUAGAGUCCAUUAAUACUGAACAGCAACAUUAUACUAAAGAGGACAUUUCAAUUGAGUUGGAGCCAAUAGUUGUAGAGGAUACAUCCACCACAAUGGAGAGUCCCAUCAUAGCAGCCACUGUUCCCAUUGUAGCAGCCACUGUUCCCGUGGUAGCAGCCACUGUUCCCGUGGUAGCAGCCACUGUUCCCGUGGUAGCAGCCACUGUUCCCGCGGUAGCAGCCACUGUUCCCAUCAUAGCAGCCACUGUUCCCAGCACAGCAGCCACUGUUCCCAUCACAGCAGCCUCUGUUCAAGAAGUGAACAGUGCCAUCCCUACUGUUGACAUGAAUGAAGAAAAGCCACACACAGAAAUUAAAGUUGAUGAGGAAACUCACAUCAAACGUCACAGAGAGGUCCGUGAAAGAACCAAAAGUAUCCUAGCAAAAAUAAAGGCCACAACAGCUUUUCAGGACACAACUAAAAGUAGCCAAGUAUUUAGUGAUGAUACAAGUGUGCAGAGAAGAGACAGUAAGGAGGCAGCCCAGAUCCGUGAACGUCGAAGAAACACUAAAUCCACUCCAAAUAUUGACAGAGAAUGGCAAAUGUUUGAUGAAAUGAAGUCAGAUGUUGUCAUAUCACCUGAGGCCUAUUUCAGAGUAACUCAAGAAAAUUCAAACAAACAAACAAGGCAGUCACCACCAAGUCAGGCAAGAAAUAUUAGGAAGGUUAAAAGGAAAGCUUACGUCCGUAGAUUAGCUGGUGCUGAUCUUGACCGACAAUCUGAAAGUUCUUCUGAAGGACUUUCCGAAGAUGAGCCCCCAAGAAGACAGCAUUUAAGUGGUCGGUUAGAUUCUGGUUUUUCAGACAUGGCCUCUCACUCUGAAUUGGACAGACGCGUACUUCCGCACAAGAACCACCCAAGGAAAUCGGGUGGCAAAGCAAAGCAGUCAAGUCCUCGCAGUAGUCCGAUUAUGACUGCAAAGCAUGGGGAGUAUCCAACUUCCAAUCUUAUUUCAGAAGCACCAUCUGAGAAAUUUCCAAUAUCAUCAGAUCCUUCAGAGCUCCAGAGGAUCAUCUUACAACAGCAAGAAGAGAUGCGCCUCCUUCGCCAGCAAAUGCAGGCCUCGCAAAUUCAGGCCACUCAAAUGCAAGCCAGCCAAAUGCAAACUUCUCAAAUGCAAGCUACUAGUCUUUCAGAGGGUAUUCAAUCUCCUGCUGUAAGCCUUGGGCAGAUGAACGUAGCAAACCCACAUGUUCCCACCAUGCCUUACAUGUACUCUCCCCCUAACAUGAUGAUGGUACCUCAAAGAGGUAUGAUACAACAACCUAUGUACUAUGUUCCCCAAGGUAUUCCUCAGGGGCUACAAACCCCGGCGGUUCAGAUGCCUGGGGUUCUUCCUAUGAGCAACUACUCACCAUAUGCUCCUUCACAUGUGCCUUUUCCUGUACAGGGGAUGUUACCGAUGCAGACACAGAUGCCUAUGGGAUUGCCAUUUCAACAAGGUAGUGUGACCCAGUACCCCACAAGCCACUUUACAACAAUGUCCGCGGCUGGAGGAUCUAUAGCCGAAGCCCCCAGGACUGUUGAGCAGAAACACAGUGAGUAG